Didymodactylos carnosus is the source of this 393-nucleotide messenger RNA. The record is from the annotation of a GenBank genome assembly. Lineage: Eukaryota; Metazoa; Rotifera; Eurotatoria; Philodinida; Philodinidae.
AUGUCAUCAUUAACACGACUAUCUCUUACAUCGUCUUCGGCAUUAUGUCGUCUAUCACAACUAAUAUCAAGUAAAAAUAAUUUAGUUUUUAAUCGUUUACCUACCUUAAGUAGUGUCGUUCCAUCGAACCCUCAACGUUCAAUCCAAACAUCAACCGUACGUUAUGAUAUCGACAGUGCAGCGAAAUAUAUUGGUGCUGGAGCAGCAACAGUUGGAGUAGCGGGAGCCGGAGCAGGUAUUGGAACAGUGUUUGGCUCAUUAGUCGUUGGUUACGCAAGAAAUCCAAGUUUAAAACAACAAUUAUUUUCCUAUGCCAUAUUGGGAUUUGCCCUAUCUGAAGCUAUGGGUCUAUUUUGUCUUAUGAUGGCUUUCAUGUUGUUAUUUGCGUUUUAA